Messenger RNA from Teleopsis dalmanni, 1304 nucleotides. Its product is annotated as mitochondrial carrier homolog 2-like. The transcript has 2 exons. NCBI's taxonomy places the organism in Eukaryota, Metazoa, Arthropoda, Insecta, Diptera, Diopsidae. The record is from RefSeq and is a predicted model, not a curated record. The coding region runs from base 337 to 1266 and encodes 309 amino acids.
UUGACAUUUAUUUAAUGUUCCGCUUUGCUUCUGUGUUUCGCGCGUUGUGGUUAAGAAAUUUUUCGUUAUAAAUGCUCGGUAAUAUAUUUUUAAUUAUUUUGAAACAGAUCCAGAAUAGUUAAAAACUGUACUAAAGGAUAUAUAUAUAUAUAUAAGUAAUAAAAAUUAAUUAUUUGCAAAGAAAUUGCUUCACGUGUUUUACCAAAAUUUGAUGCAAUACCGAUUGGAUUCGAUAUACGUAAACUAUCAACAACCUUAUAAAUACUUAGUUCUCCGCUGGACUUCAGUUUUAUUUAUAAUUUUGUCACAAUCGCCUAAUAUAUUACUGAUUCAGUAAUGAUUGCUUCAACAUAUGUAAAACGUGAUGAAAAUGCAGCAGUUCCAGGCUUCCGUAGCGGUACACGAGUUCUCUUAAGCACCAUCCUUUAUCCACUCGAGUAUGCACAAAUUUUAAUUCAACUCGGCUAUGAACCGCAACCGGCUAGACCGCACACUACUACGAAUGGGCGUACAAUUAUGAUCUUUCCCAAUAUAUUUGAGUACGCACUGUAUAUUUACCGUUAUGAUGGUUUCUCUGGAUGUUUCCGUGGUGUGAAACCGAGGAUAUUGGGUAUGAUUAUUGGUGUUACAUUCAGUGAUCGAUUGGCAAAUUUUUUUACGCCACUGGAAAAACAAUUUAGCUCGAAUGAAGAGCGAAGAAUUGAGAAUUUUAAACAUAAUUUUCGACGUGAUUUGGUGGUUUGCCUGAGCAGUGUAAUAGUUUCACAUCCUUUCCAGGUCAUACAAGUUCGAAUGAUGGCACAAUUUAUCGGUCGCGAAACUAUAUAUGAUUCCCUUAUUACUUCUAUAAUUGAAAUAUAUAAGAAUGAAGGUAUUUAUGGCUUUUUUCAGGGUCUUAUACCAAGGAUGUUAAACGAAAUAGGUUCCCUACUUUUGACAAGCGCUUGUGCAUAUUUUAUAAAUAAACAUAUAGUCAGCAAAUCCUUCGGCCGCUCCUACCUAUCCGGCGCUGUACAAUUUUGUGUCACUCAUCUUUUGUAUCCUUUGCAAGUAGUAACCACUUGCAUGAUGGUUAAUGGCACUAAACUUUUGGUUGCUAACCCACCGAAUUCGGUAGUUUACAAAACCUGGUUGCACUGCUUGACUGAAAUGGAUAAAAUGAAACAACUUUCACGUGGCCGCACAUUUUUCUGGCGUAUAAAAAGCACUGUUCCGCAUGUUCCAAUAGAUUCGUCCUAUUUAAAUAUAAAUCACAGAUAUUAUUAAAAAUAUUUUUAUUAUCACAAAAUUCUGUUAAAACAAAA